GGAGCGGGUGGGGGGCGCCGCUGGGGCCGGGGAAUGGGCGCGUAGGGAGCGAAGAACGAAAGAAGGGAAGGAGCGAGCGAGCAAGGAGAAGAGCCGGACGGAGAUUCCCGCCCGGCGCCCGAGGUAGCCGCCCCCAUCGGGGUCCCCCUCCGCCGGCUGCGGGCUGCGCGCCCCCUCCAUCCGCCCCGGGGCUCCACCGCCGGGAUGAGCAGCUCGCGGAACAACCGGGUGAUGGUGGAAGGAGUCGGGGCCCGGGUGGUCCGCGGCCCGGACUGGAAGUGGGGGAAGCAGGAUGGCGGCGAGGGCCAUGUGGGCACCGUGCGCAGCUUCGAGAGCCCGGAGGAGGUGGUCGUGGUGUGGGACAACGGCACCGCCGCCAACUACCGCUGCUCCGGGGCCUACGACCUCCGUAUCCUCGACAGCGCGCCCACCGGUAUCAAACAUGAUGGGACUAUGUGUGAUACUUGUCGACAGCAGCCUAUCAUUGGCAUCCGAUGGAAAUGUGCUGAAUGCACCAAUUAUGACUUGUGCACAGUUUGCUAUCACGGGGACAAGCAUCACUUGAGGCAUCGUUUUUACAGAAUUACCACACCGGGAAGUGAAAGGGUAUUGUUGGAGUCUCGACGUAAAUCAAAGAAAAUUACAGCAAGAGGAAUCUUUGCAGGUGCCAGGGUGGUGCGAGGAGUUGACUGGCAAUGGGAAGAUCAAGAUGGUGGCAAUGGGCGUAGAGGAAAGGUAACUGAAAUCCAAGAUUGGAGUGCGUCGAGUCCACAUAGCGCAGCAUAUGUUCUUUGGGACAAUGGUGCUAAAAAUCUUUACAGAGUUGGAUUUGAGGGCAUGUCUGACCUGAAAUGUGUUCAAGAUGCAAAAGGAGGCUCAUUCUACAGAGACCAUUGUCCUGUGUUAGGUGAGCAAAAUGGUAACAGAAACCCUGGUGGGCUACAAAUAGGUGACCUUGUAAACAUUGACCUCGACUUGGAAAUUGUGCAAUCUUUGCAGCAUGGUCAUGGAGGAUGGACUGAUGGCAUGUUUGAAACUUUAACAACAACUGGAACAGUUUGUGGCAUCGAUGAGGACCAUGACAUUGUAGUACAAUAUCCAAGUGGCAACAGGUGGACAUUUAAUCCAGCUGUUCUCACCAAGGCCAACGUUGUCCGAAGUGGAGAUGCUGCUCAAGGUGCAGAAGGAGGUACCUCUCAAUUUCAAGUGGGUGACCUCGUUCAAGUAUGUUAUGACCUGGAGCGAAUCAAGCUUCUCCAGAGAGGUCAUGGAGAGUGGGCUGAGGCAAUGCUUCCAACUUUAGGUAAAGUUGGUCGGGUUCAGCAGAUCUAUUCAGACAGUGACUUAAAGGUAGAGGUUUGUGGGACGUCUUGGACCUAUAAUCCAGCAGCUGUCUCAAAGGUGGCAUCUGCAGGAUCUGCUAUAAGUAAUGCAUCUGGUGAGAGAUUGUCCCAGCUAUUGAAAAAAUUAUUUGAAACCCAAGAAUCUGGAGAUCUCAAUGAAGAAUUAGUUAAAGCUGCUGCCAAUGGAGACGUUGCUAAAGUGGAAGACUUGCUAAAGAGGCCAGAUGUAGAUGUGAAUGGGCAAUGUGCUGGACACACAGCUAUGCAAGCUGCAAGCCAGAAUGGCCAUGUUGACAUUUUGAAGUUGCUUCUGAAACAGAAUGUGGAUGUAGAAGCAGAGGACAAGGAUGGAGACAGGGCUGUCCAUCAUGCAGCCUUUGGUGAUGAGGGUGCUGUGAUUGAGGUUUUGCACCGAGGCAGUGCAGAUUUGAAUGCUCGCAACAAGCGCAGGCAGACUCCACUCCAUAUUGCUGUCAACAAAGGUCAUCUGCAAGUUGUCAAGACUUUACUGGACUUCGGCUGCCACCCCAGUCUCCAGGAUUCUGAAGGAGACACUCCACUUCAUGAUGCAAUAAGUAAAAAGCGUGAUGAUAUCCUUGCUGUACUCUUAGAAGCUGGAGCAGAUGUUACUAUCACCAACAACAAUGGGUUUAAUGCUCUUCACCAUGCUGCACUAAGAGGAAACCCUAGCGCAAUGCGCGUGUUGUUGUCCAAGUUACCACGACCAUGGAUUGUUGAUGAGAAAAAAGAUGAUGGUUACACUGCCUUACAUCUGGCAGCUCUUAAUAAUCAUGUGGAAGUGGCUGAACUUUUGGUGCAUCAGGGCAGUGCUAACCUGGAUAUCCAGAAUGUUAACCAGCAAACUGCUCUUCAUCUCGCUGUUGAACGACAGCAUACACAAAUUGUUAGGCUCUUGGUCCGUGCAGGUGCUAAAUUGGAUAUUCAGGAUAAAGAUGGGGAUACUCCCCUGCAUGAAGCCCUGAGACACCACACCCUGUCACAGCUCCGCCAACUCCAAGACAUGCAAGAUGUGGGCAAGGUAGAUACUGCUUGGGAGCCAUCAAAGAACACAUUAAUUAUGGGACUUGGCACUCAAGGAGCAGAGAAGAAGAGUGCUGCAUCGAUUGCCUGCUUCCUGGCAGCCAACGGGGCUGACCUCGGCAUUCGUAACAAGAAGGGUCAGUCCCCUCUUGAUCUCUGCCCUGAUCCGAGUCUCUGUAAAGCAUUGGCUAAAUGUCACAAAGAGAAAGUCAGUGGCCAGGUUGGUUCCCGAAGUCCAUCUAUGAUCAACAAUGAUUCUGAAACCUUAGAAGAAUGUAUGGUGUGUUCAGACAUGAAGAGAGAUACUCUGUUUGGCCCAUGUGGCCACAUUGCCACAUGUUCUUUGUGCUCACCACGGGUGAAAAAAUGCCUCAUCUGUAAAGAACAAGUUCAGUCUAGGACAAAGAUUGAAGAAUGCGUAGUAUGUUCAGACAAAAAGGCAGCAGUGCUCUUCCAGCCUUGUGGUCAUAUGUGUGCCUGUGAGAAUUGUGCAAGCUUGAUGAAGAAAUGUGUACAGUGUCGGGCAGUGGUUGAACGAAGAGUGCCUUUCAUAAUGUGCUGCGGAGGGAAAGGUACAGAAGAUACCAGUGAUGAUAUUUCAAGUGGAAACAUUCCAGUUUUGCAGAAGGACAAAGACAACACUAAUGUCAAUGCAGAUGUACAGAAGCUGCAGCAACAGUUGCAAGACAUCAAGGAACAGACGAUGUGUCCUGUCUGUUUGGACCGCCUGAAGAACAUGAUCUUCCUGUGUGGCCAUGGAACGUGUCAGCUUUGUGGAGACCGAAUGAGCGAGUGCCCCAUAUGCCGCAAGGCAAUUGAACGGAGGAUCCUUUUGUACUAAACAGGGGCCAGGGUCUUUUACUGUGUUGUGAAAGAGUAAGGUCAUGUUGAUGCUUUUAACCCUCUAUUCAUUUGAAUGGUAGUAGAGGGUUCUAAUGAAAACAUUUCUAAUACUGUAGCACAGAUUUGUUACAUAGUAAUUGUUUAAAGACUGUGAACGCACCAAAUAAAAGAAACAAACAGUAUUUGAAUAGUCAGCUUGUAGCUUUACUCUUAAAAAACGUGUAAGCCUAAUGCUAAUGUAAAGCAGUCUUUUUUUCAUUUUGUUUCUGUCUUCUUCUUAAAGUUUAAACGGACAAUCUUAUUUUGGUUUUGUUGAUGUGUAUCCUGUAUGUGUCAGAUGUCAAGUGAUGUAAGGGAAUUUUUUUUUUAUAUUGUCAAUUACUACCAAACAUAAAUAUUUAGGAUUUGAGUUUUGCUUUAUGCUUUUUUUGUGUCAGCAUUUCCUGUGCCAGUUCUGAUUCACAAUUAAUUUGUCUUGAAAUACACAGCCAUGAAAAAUCAAUACAAAAUAUAUACACAGUAAUAAUAGAUAGGCUAUUCCCAUAAGAUCAUGCCUCAGAAUGCGAUGUUAGGGUAAUUCUGAUUUCAUGCCCUUUGUUCCUGAGGAUGGGUUGUGUAGCAAAAACUAAAAAAAAAAAAAUCUGUUUUAGAAGCAUUAUGU
This is a messenger RNA of Lonchura striata (white-rumped munia), 3888 nucleotides long. It is a transcript of the gene MIB1, whose product is annotated as MIB E3 ubiquitin protein ligase 1. Lineage: Eukaryota; Metazoa; Chordata; Aves; Passeriformes; Estrildidae. Gene Ontology annotation, biological process: protein ubiquitination; endocytosis; Notch signaling pathway. Gene Ontology annotation, cellular component: cytoplasm. The record is from RefSeq and is a predicted model, not a curated record. Gene Ontology annotation, molecular function: zinc ion binding; ubiquitin-protein transferase activity; protein binding.